Octopus sinensis (East Asian common octopus) is the source of this 1111-nucleotide messenger RNA. RefSeq names its product cofilin. Gene Ontology annotation, cellular component: actin cytoskeleton; actin cortical patch; cytoplasm. NCBI's taxonomy places the organism in Eukaryota, Metazoa, Mollusca, Cephalopoda, Octopoda, Octopodidae. The coding region runs from base 407 to 856 and encodes 149 amino acids. Gene Ontology annotation, biological process: cell motility; actin filament severing; actin filament fragmentation. Gene Ontology annotation, molecular function: actin filament binding. The transcript is spliced from 2 exons. The record is from RefSeq and is a predicted model, not a curated record.
AGAGCAAGAUAAAAUUUGCUAUAAAAGGAAGUCAGCAUGUUUGGUAUGCCCAUAUAUAGCAGUUGCUAGCAGACUCGUGACUCACUAUUACUGGUUAGAUCUUUGGAAAUUGACAGGUUGCUCCCCCGGAACCGAAUCGAAAUCUUGUUAGUGAAUAUUAUUUUGUAUAGUUUAGUGCAGCAUUUUGGAUACGAAAAGGUGAUUCAUCUCGUUGUUGCAGAUCUUAUUAGAGCAGUGGUAACUUUAAAAGCUGUUCAACUUAGAAAUUUUCUAUCAAAUAUAGAAAGCUGUUUGCUCUCAUCGCCUGCUGCUACUGUCUAACGGUAUAUACAACGAGCUUUGUACACUGGUUCAUUCUUUUUUUCUCACUUCUGUAUUACUAUCCUCAUUUCUCUUUAAGGAAAACAUGUCUUCAGGAAUUACAGUGUCCCAGGAAGCAAUUGAUAAAUUUCUAGAUAUUAAAUCUCGCAAAAAGACUCGGUAUUGUAUGUUCCAUCUAAGUGAUGAUCACACUACAAUCGUACCAGGUGAGUGUGUUUCAAAACCGGAAAAAUUAGACCUCGGUAUAGAUGCUGUGAAGAAAGAAUGGGAAGAGUUCUGUGCGAAUUUACCGGAAAAGGAUUGCUACUAUAUUAUAUAUGAUCUGAAUUACCAAAAAAAUGGGGGAGCACGAAGAGAUAAAAUUCUGUUUGUGUGUUGGUGUCCAGAGAAAGCCCAAAUUCGCUGCAAAAUGAUGUAUAGUUCAACUCGCAGUGCCAUAAAAAAAGCUUUCAGUGGUAUUCAAGUUGAAAUCCAAGCAUGUGACUUAGAUGAUCUAAGCUUCGAUGAGGUACAACAAAGAGUGGAUAAGGCCUGAAUAUUUUUGUUUUCUAUGAAAAUACAUCUUACGUCUUUAUAUAUAUAUAUAAGUGUAUAUAUAUAUUAUAUGUGUGUGUGUAGUGUCUCAACUUGCAUUGUGCUCGUCUGACCAUGGAAACUUGUUUUACUUUUUUUAAAACGCUAAACGUUUUAGAGAUUUCAUAACUGAAAACUGUUCCAUCUGGCUGUUGUAGACAAUUUUCUGCUCUUCUGCUAUUUUAUAACCACUUCCAGUUAAAUUUUGUUAAGCUAA